AUGUCUAUUAUCGACGGAAAUACGAAAAUGAACGACUCCAUUGACAUCGAAUCCUCUGGAUCAUGUCAAAGACAGACUGUCGUUCUAGCUUAUCAAGAGCUACUCACGGACCAGGCCUCGCAACCAGACAAAAUAUUCAUGGCGGGCCACGAGAUCCAGCAUCUUGAUCCCAACCUGGUGGUACUGGACGAAGAUAAACAAGAACACCCUCGCACCUGGCCAACCGCCAAGAAAGUGCGCGCCACCGCAAUCCUGGGAGGAUGUUGUUUCAUCUCUCCCUUCGCAAGCACCAUAUUCGCCCCGUCCAUCCACCUAGUCAUGAACGACCUGGGUAUCACAGACAGUACCGUCGGCGCCUUGCAGGUCUCCAUCUUCCUCUUCGCAUUGGCUAUCGGUCCGCUCGUUCUCGCCCCACUCAGCGAACGGUACGGCAGAGCAGCGAUUAUACACUUUGGCAAUUUGGUCUUUGUUGCCUUCUCACUCGGAGGUGGCUUCUCUCAGACCGCUGUUCAGUUCUCCGCGUGCCGGUUCUUCGCUGGACUCGGCGGGUCUGCCGCCAUCGCGGUAGUGGGUGGAUUCGUAUCUGACGUGUGGGAUCUCGCUGCCCGUCCGAAGGCAUCUGGACUCGUGAUGCUUGGCCCUGUUCUAGGCCCCGUCUUGGGCCCCGUUUGUGGAGGCUGGAUGUCAGAGCGGGUCUCGUGGCGAUGGACUCUUUGGAUACCCGCCAUUGCCAGCGCCCUGCUUUCGAUCGCCGGAAUUCUCCUCCUCAAUGAGUCCUACGCACCCAGGGUUCUACAAAACAAGCUACGAAGAGAACGGAAAACGAAGCCUAGCGCUGAGCUGUAUACCGUACUGGAUCUUCAGCCCCGUUUUAACGGCCCUACUGCGCUCGUCAACGCGUUCGUCCGACCCCUGGUAUAUCUAGCUCUCGAUCCAGCGCUGUUGUUAGCCUCGCUCUUCUACUCAGUGGUGUUUGGUGUCGUAUAUCUGAUCAUCGUUACUUACGCUGAUGUCUUUGGUCGCGGAUAUGGACACAGCGUUGGCAUUGUGGGCACCGACUUCCUGGCAGCCGGCAUUGGUAUGCUCCUCGGUACAUUCGCUACUAUUCGCGCUAUGGAAGCCAUCUUUAAGCGAGACACAACAUCCGGCCAAAUGAAGUACAAGCCUGAGUCGAGACUCGUCAGCUGUCUUGUUGGUGGAGCGUUGCUGGUUGGUGGGCUGUUCAUGUACGGGUUCACGGCCACCAGAACGCACUUCAUGGUGCCACUGGUAGCCAUCAUGCUUAUGAUGGCCGGAGGCAUGAACAUCCAACUUGCGCUGCAGCUGUACGCUAUCGACGCCUUCAAGUUUCCCGCUUCUGCAGUCGCGGCAAUAUCCUUCCUUCGCUGCAUGUUCGCCGGCGCGUUUCCGUUGUUCGGAGAGAAGUUGUUCGAUACACUUGGCCUUGACUGGGGUGUGGGAUUGCUGGGCUUUUUGGUGUUGGGUUUGGGGUUACCACUGGUAUCACUGCUCUACAUCUAUGGUGUAAAGCUUCGGUUGAAAGGCGCCGAUCGCAUGGAGCGUUUCGAGGGCUCCAAAGCAACCGUAAAGUAG
Alternaria conjuncta is the source of this 1593-nucleotide messenger RNA. RefSeq lists its product as uncharacterized. NCBI's taxonomy places the organism in Eukaryota, Fungi, Ascomycota, Dothideomycetes, Pleosporales, Pleosporaceae. The transcript has 4 exons. Gene Ontology annotation, molecular function: transmembrane transporter activity. Bases 1 to 1593 code for a protein of 530 amino acids. Gene Ontology annotation, biological process: transmembrane transport. The record is from RefSeq and is a predicted model, not a curated record.